Molecule: messenger RNA, 318 nt
Organism: Rotaria sordida
Lineage: Eukaryota; Metazoa; Rotifera; Eurotatoria; Philodinida; Philodinidae
Source: the annotation of a GenBank genome assembly
AUGGACUUGAGCUAUGGUGCAAAGCCGAAUUGGAUUGGUUCAUUCUUCGUUAUGCCUGUGUGUAAUCAAAACGUUUGUUGUUGUCUCACUGGAGAAGUACAAGUGACGGAGAGGGCCAAAUUGUUCAUGACGAUAUCUGGCAAAUUGAAAGGUCAAUGUAAAGGACUUCGGACAUUGUUUCUGCCUACUUUAAAACCAAAUACCUACUCAACUACAUUACCCAUUAUCGGUGAAUUGAAGUUGAGUGAAGACAGUUCCACAUUAACAGCAAAAUCACCAUUAGGUUGGGAAUGUAAUGGUCGAGCUGUUCGACAAUAA